ACUGGCAUUUUUUUCACCUAACAAUCAGUAAAAACCGAUUUCUCGAUAACUUCUUUUCAUUUACUUGCAAUCUUUUUAGACCAAGGGUCAUCACUGGUCAGAAAAGUCAGCAAGUAAGAAAAUCGGCCGUGAUCACAACUGGACCUGUUGACGAUCUUGCAACCGAUCAAACAGAAGCACUAAAUGCAGAUUACACAGGCAUGAUCAACGAACUCCGACUAAGACUACCAAGCCUCACAUCAAGCGACGAGAUGACAGCAUUGGCUGCCGAAAUCUCAGGACGCCGACGCCAUCUCUUUGAUCUGGAAGAGGAGCAGCAGCGUCGCAUGAUACAGUUGGCACAGCGAGAAAGACAGCAGAUCCAGAAGGAGACAGAGCUGUUGGCUUCAGAAUGUCAGGAACAGAUGGAAAAACGAGAAGAACUAGAAAAGUGUGUUGUAAUGGCAUAUUUAAAAGUUGCAAGGAAUUCUGGGAAGCAUUUAAUUUCUUAUUUAGACUCCUACAAAGUAUAUACGAAGAAAAUUUGGGUUUUUACGAAUCUUCCGAGAAAGGAUUGUUGUGAAGACUUUUACUUCAUAUGGAAGUACAUUAUGAAGAGAUUGGUAGGUAACUCUCACCAGAAGAUGCCGGCUGACUGUUAUUGUACUGUAGCCAUUUGA
Molecule: messenger RNA, 659 nt
Organism: Protopolystoma xenopodis
Lineage: Eukaryota; Metazoa; Platyhelminthes; Monogenea; Polystomatidea; Polystomatidae
Source: the annotation of a GenBank genome assembly